UUAUUCUACUUGCUUUGAUUCCCACGCUAUCCUUUUAUAAUUGUGGGUGCUGGUCAAAUUGUGUCUUUUUGCACUUUUUGAUUAUUUAAUACCGUCCAUACCCUUUGGUGAUAAGAUAUUUUUUGCUCAAACUUAACCCCACUCUGUUCCUCUGCGCGUGGAUUGAAAUCCCUCACCCUCUUUCCUAAUUCGCAAAACCAACAAAGUCGCGUGAAUUAACAUCAUGAAUAGUCAUCUCAGUGAGCUGUCAUAACCACAAGGAAAAUAUCUAAUCACCAGAAAUUUCUUCAGUUAAGUCUUUGUUCGAGUAUUGAAUAUGAAAAAAAUCUUAAUAUAAAAUAAUAGUUUAGAUUGCUUAAAUUUAAAUUAAUUAGACUUUAAUACAAAAGAAAAGGAAACCUCCUCCCUAGAAACAGACCAUCUGUAUUCAUGUCACAGAUUAACAUUUGAUGAUUGAAGAGUGAAACCACUGGAUUUAGAUUCGCAAGCAGCAUGGAAAACACCGUCAAACGCCAUCGUCAAACCCAAGGCAAAGCGCAAUCCAUCACCACCGCAGCAACAAGUACCACCGCCACGAGCCCUGAUGUCGGUGUGGAGGAAGGCAACUCUGAGAUGUGGAACAACUUUUCCAACAGAUUUCGACAGGUUCAGUCCGUGCUGGAUCGGAACAGAUUGUUGAUUCAGCAAGUCAACGAGAACCAUCAGUCGAGAACGAAUGACAAUAUGGUGCAGAACGUGGGCCUGAUUCAGGAGCUUAAUGGAAAUAUUUCCGAGGUCGUUUCUCUUUAUUCUGAUCUUUCCACCAAUUUUUCAGCCAUGUUUCGUCAGGGAAACCAAGACGAGACGAACAACCAGAGACGCCGCUGAUGCUUCUCUUAAUUUUCUCUUCUCGAAUCAAAUACUGUACUAAGUUUCUAGCUAGUUUGCCUAUUGAUUUCACUCUUUCUUUGACAACCUUUCUAUCUAUGAAGGUAAAGGUAAGAUUUGCGCACAUUCUAUCCUUUCCAAAUCCCACUUGUGGAAUCAUACAGGUUAUGUUGUUGUUGUUGCCUCUGGAACUGAAUCCAAAAAUCCACAUGUAACUUAAUUUCGGACAACCUUGCAGUGCGCGAUUAUAAUUUAUUGGGUUGAUUGCUACCAUCUGUGCGUUGGUCGUUCACGGUUAACUAAGCAAAAGAUCUAUAACAUCCUGUAAUUUUACUUUGAUGUAGAAUCAAAAUCCUGUACAAACUAUAUUUAUGGUGGUAUAUUGACAAUGUGAUGUUGUAUUAGUACAAUGUUUUCUUCUUGCA
Messenger RNA from Capsicum annuum, 1292 nucleotides. RefSeq names its product protein EARLY FLOWERING 4-like. NCBI's taxonomy places the organism in Eukaryota, Viridiplantae, Streptophyta, Magnoliopsida, Solanales, Solanaceae. Gene Ontology annotation, cellular component: nucleus. The transcript has a single exon. Bases 493 to 867 code for a protein of 124 amino acids. The record is from RefSeq and is a predicted model, not a curated record. Gene Ontology annotation, biological process: entrainment of circadian clock; positive regulation of circadian rhythm.